Molecule: messenger RNA, 2167 nt
Organism: Nasonia vitripennis (jewel wasp)
Lineage: Eukaryota; Metazoa; Arthropoda; Insecta; Hymenoptera; Pteromalidae
Exons: 1
Coding region: 280-1821 (513 amino acids)
Source: RefSeq, a predicted model, not a curated record
UAUAUGAAACAUCAGUCAGCCGAGAGAAGCGGAGCUGAAAGACCGCGACUCCGUAGAGCGCACGAUUAGCCCGCAGCCUCAGACCGAGCGAAUCCUCGAGCGAAUCCUCGACACCGCCGCUGUUGUUAUGUGAGUGCAGUGCUCCGCGGUGCAGAGAAAGAGUGCGCGAGCGAGAACCAUGUCAGUGGGGCCCAGGGCCCGGCCGGCGCUGCUGCAGUCAAGUCCCCGGCGACUAAGCUCUUGACUCGCUUGAGCGCGCCUGUCUCCCGAUCAGCGAAGAUGCCGGCCUGCGGCAGCGAGGGGGCCUGCCUCCAGGGCCUCUGGACCAGCAAGACCGGCGUCGCCUCGCCCCAGUGCCUCGGCUCGCCGCCGCCCCCCAAGAGGCAGCAGUUGCUGCCCCGGCUCAACCGCCAACAGUCCUCCCAUCAUCAUCAGCAGCAGCAGCAGCAGCAGCAGCAGGCCCAGGGGCAGCGCUUCUACCUGCUCGGGCUCGCGCGCAAGCUCCUCACCUACUGCGUGCUGGCCCCGGCCCUCUGGCUCUCCUGCUGGCUCUGGCUGGGCUGGCUGCUGCUCAGGCUGCCGCUGGCGGCGCUGCGGUUGGCCGUCCGCCUGGCCUUCCCGCGGCUGGCCCAGCGCUCGCAGCAGCAGCAGCAGCGGCGGCGCUGCGUCCUCAUCGGCGGCGGCGGCAGCGUCCAGGCGGUCCAGCUGGCCCGCAACCUCUCGAGCGCCGGGGCCCGCGUGCUGGUCUGCGAGCUCGAGGGCCCGCUCGGCCUGGCGCGCUUCUCGAGCGCCUGCUCGCGCUACUUCACGCUGCCGAGGCCGGGCCGCGGGGGCGCCACCGCCGCGGACUACGUGACCGCGCUCAAGGCCAUCGUCGAGCGCGAGCGCGUCGGCCUGUACGUGCCGGUGAGCGGCGGCGCGGCCGGCUACCUCGACUGCCUGGCCAAGCCGCACCUCGAGCUGCUCGGCUGCGAGUGCUUCGGCCCGGGGCCCCGCGAGCUGGCCCAGCUGGAGGACCCGCUGGAGCUACUGCGCCGGGCCCGCGAGAUCGGGCUGCCCGAGCCGGAGCACCGAGUGCUGGGCGCCGGCUUGGCCGAGGCGGCCGCGAGCCUCUACGAGGCCGGCCGGCUGCGGGCCGGGGGCCGGCAGUUCGCCUUGCCGGCCGGGCCCGCGGGCCUGCGCGAGCGGGGCCCGGAGCUGCAGCUGCCGCUCACGCUGGCCGAGUUCGCCCGGCAGAUGGCGCAGCAGUCGCCCGAGCGGCGGGCCGGCCGCUGGCUGGUGCUGCGCGACCCCGGCGGCGAGCACUUCGUCACCUGCACGACCCUGCGCGACUCGCGGCUGCUGGCCAACGUGACCUGCCGGCUGGACGAGGAGCGCGGCGGCUGCCUGGUCGCCGAGGAGCGGCCCGAGGUCGAGCGCUGGCUCGAGCGGUUCUGCGCGCGCGGCCUCGGCCCGGGCCUGCUCAGCGGACACCUGAGCUUCCGGCUCGCUGCCCUGGAGGGCCAGCCCGAGGAGCUCGUGCCGCUGGGCUGCCGGGUCGGCCUGGGCCUGAGCUACCUGGGCCACACGAGCCUGCAGGCCCGGCUGCACGCGAAGCUGCUCUGGAGCAGCGCGCGGCCCUGCAGCCGGCACCAGAGGCUGGCCCGGCGGCGCGACGCCAGCGGCACUAGGGUGCUGGACCAGCGGCAGGCGCUCUUCCACUACUCGGACCCGCUGCCCUACUGCAUCUACUGCUACCUGCAGCUGCCCUUCCGCAGGCUGGUUGCUCUGCUCGGCGCCCGGCCCAGCCAGCACCAGCCGCCCCUGGCCGUCGUGCAGUGAGGGAAGACGCCGCCCCGUUUAAGCGACUCUUGUACUACUUGUAUACACGUCGUCAGGCUGUAACCUGCCGAUCUAGCUCCUAAUAUAUUAUAUUGUAUUCUCUACUUGUUCCAUUAAUAACGUUAAUCCCGUAGCUGUAAGCUGUUCCAUGUCAUAACACGUUGAUCAACUGCGUACGACGAUUAUUGUAAUUGUUGAAAUUUCAAAUUGAUCUCCCUCCUAUCGCCCGAGCGCAUGUACGCAAAUGACUCUGAUGUGCUGCCGAAUCGAGAGACUAUAUAGUUAAUAUGUAUAGUAUAUAACAAGUCAACGAGCUUCGUUGUUCAAUAAAAGUUUAUGAAAAAUU